UGGUGGGGGACUCUCUCUCUGGGCCCCUCCUGUUUUUUUUCUUAGGUGUGAAGUGGCGGAAGUGACGUGCGGGAGGUAGGAAGCGGCGUUGGUUGGUAAGUGCGCAGCAGCUGCGGGAGGUGAGAGCCGGAGAGGAGAGCAGAGCCGCACCGCCAGAGCCCCGCCGUCGGUCACCUGCAGGAGCUCAAAAAUAUACCUUGUCUGCUUCGCUGCUGAUUUCUGCUCUGUAUUCCUGAGUUCUGAUUGGAAGAAGACCAAGGGUGGUGAGAAAGUGUGAGUGGCAGGAGUCACCGAGCACUGUAACUGUUAGCUAGCUCCAACUAAACAUCAUGAACCCGGUCUACAGCCCAGCUCCUUCAGGGGUUCCCUAUGCAAAUCCAAAAGGAAUUGGAUACCCAGCAGGUUUCCCAGUGGGCUAUGCUACAGCUGCUCCUGCUUUCUCUCAUAAUAUGUACUCUGCUACAAAUCCAGCCUUCCCGACAGGUUAUACACCAGGCACACCUUAUAAAGUGUCCUGUUCUCCAACCAGUGGAGCAGUGCCCCCAUAUUCCUCCUCUCCCAAUCCAUACCAGACAGCAGUAUACCCAGUUCGAAGUGCCUAUCCACAGCAGAACCCUUACGCUCAGCAAGGUGCUUUCUACACACAACCCCUGUAUGCAGCACCACCACAUGUAAUUCAUCACACCACAGUCGUCCAACCAAAUGGAAUGCCUGCUAUGUACCCUCAGCAUAUUCAACAACCCAGAGGAAAUGGUGUUGCCAUGGGAAUGGUAGCUGGAACCACUAUGGCAAUGUCAGCUGGUGGGUAUCCGUGCACUUUGUUGACAACUCAUUCCCCGACUCCAGUCGCUGCUCAUCCAGGUUCUAUGCCUGCUUAUCGGCCUCCAGGAACACCUACCUACAGCUAUGUACCCCCACAGUGGUGAACAGCUAGUUACUGUUUAAAGGUGGGAGAUAUGCAAUCAAACAAGUCUUAACACUUGGUGCUGAUUCCCACAUGCCUCCAACCUGAACCCCUUCCUUCCUGAACAUCAAUACUCUCAACACUUGCCAAACACUACCAAAAAACAGAAGAUUAUCAUGGCUGCAUAUCUUGCAUCUUGGAACUCAACAGUACUCCAGUCUGAUGGCAAAAUCUGUUUUUGUGGACUGUCUUGCAAUUUUAUAGAUUAUACAAAAGGGAGUAUAAGUAUAUUUGGAUUCAUAUCUAGUUCAAUGCAUGUUACAAAAUGCUUGCUAAAAUCUACCUUCAGUGACUAAAGCAAAACAUCAUAUGCAAAAUCCAAAGGAACUGAAAGUGUUUUGCAACUUUCAAAUAAUGCAGUCUAUAUGAACGUAAUGUUCCAAAAGAAUAGUGGAAGUGAAUUUCUAUUACAUGCCAGAAUACAACCUGAUCUGUUGUUGGACUUGCAUUUUUAAGGGUUAGUUACAUUUCUUUAGUCAUUGUAUUCAUUCCCAACCUCAGAUAGGCAAUGCAUUUACUAUAGAGCACCUGGAGGUGAUACUCCAGUGGCGUUAAAUGAAGCAUUCAGGCAUUGACUUGACAGUCUUCAAUUUAGACGACAUUAGGUUCGAUGUUUCAAUGAAAAAUAGGGGCAGAGAUUAAAACAAAAUGAUGAAGGAGAUGUGUGGCCAUUUUUAAAGAUGGAUCUGGAAGAGCAAUACAAGUUGAAUUUUUCUUUUUUUUAAUAUUCCACGUAAAUGGAAUGUUCCAAUUUAUAAAUUCCUCUGACUUAAAACAUGACGCUUGUAAUUUUGUAGGUUUUUAAUUUGACAAUCUUAAAAUAUUUACCUGGCCCAAAUCUUACAUUUUUCAUGUUCCAUGAAAGUCUAAAACUACAAUUACCAGUGCAGAAAAUAUUUUGGCUACUAAAUUUUGCAUUUUAAUCCUAGCAAUACUGUUCUUGAUGGUUGCAUUCCAUACUUUUCAAUGCUUUCCAAAAACAACGUAAUGAAACAUUUUCCUUUUUUAAAAACAAUUUAUGCACUCAUUUCUUUUAUAGAAUAGGGGUGCUGUGCCUCAGUUUGUUAGCAUGGAGGGUGCUUUGGCUACUGUUCCAGUUAUGAACACUCAUCCUCUAAAUGGGAGUAUAUUUGUGCUUUUCUUUUUAUAUUAAAAAAAGUCCUUAGUUUCUACAUACAUUUGUUCAGGUUCAGAGUUGAUUUUACUCCAGUUUGUGGAUCAUACAGGAUAGCUUGAUUGGUAAAGUGAGGUUGAAUAACUCAAGGAAUUAUAACAUGCUUAUGAGUAUUCAAACUAGUAUAAAACCAAAGGAAGCUGAUUUCAUUUUAGUUGUCUGCUUGUUUAAGGAAUCUCUAUAUAAAAUGCCAUUAUCAAAUACUAUUCUCACAGGGUAUACAUAGGAAUGACUUGGCUCCAAAGCAAUAGCAUUUGUUGUGCAGUGAAAUUUUCAUCCAAUUAGCUGUUGGUGAAACCAAAAAAAGAGCAGAUCUUUACUGGCUAUAAAAUUAUCAAAGCAUUUACCUUUUCCUUUCAUCAUCCUAUCCCACUUCCACUGGCACCAUACAAAAUUCACUCACCAAAAGGUUUCUAUUACUGUUGCCUCUGGCAGUACUGUUCUUGAACUAUGUAGUAAACCAACUGUGUGAUUCCUUGUGUUCAAAUGAAAAGUUUUUUUUGGUUAACAAGUCUCAAGAUUCUUUUAUGACCUAAAUGCUGUACAACAAUUGUCACUGUAAGGUUUUCUCAUUUUUCACAAGUUUAACAAUAGAAGAGAAGCUGAUUAAGUAAAGAAAGCAAUAUUACCCUCCUCGAGUUUCAAACCAGUUUAAAGAGAAUGGUUGCAACUCUGAGAUCUGUUAGCCACCUCAAAAAUGGUUAACUCUGAAUAUAGGUACAAAGGAAUACAAUUGUCUUAGGAGUACAGCUAAGAGUAUUUGAUUGUGAUAUUGAUAAUGCAGGUAGUACAGUAUCCUGCAUUGCAACUUAAUAAUAUAUGUACCUGACAUAAAGGGAUCCAACCUUCAGCUGUCUCUGUUCUCUCAAUAUCGGGCCUCAUGAGGAAAAUGGUAUCGAUUACCAAAUAGUUUCAAUGUAAAGGAAUGGAUACACUAAAAUUAACUAGAACAGUAACAAUUAUCUGUUUUGAGUUAUUUAUGGUAUCAUGUUUGAUAGCUAGCAAAAGGAUAUUAAAGGAGAUCAAGCACAAACGUGGUCUUAUCACUCUUAAUCUUUUUUUACAUUAAUGUUAUGAGUGGUUUAAGAUGAUUAGAAUUUUAUUUAAAAUACUCCUACACUAGUUCUUGAGGAACAUAUUGCUGUGCAGCUAGUGGGGUUACUCCUUGGAAGUGGAAUGAUCAAGCUAUCUUGUAACACACUAAGGAACAGUAAAGAAUUGUAGGUAAAAUGUGUUUAUAGAACACGCUCAAAGCAAAAUUCCAGCUUGAAACACAUCUGAUACUUACUGUAUGUUCUCUACCCAAAAUUGCCAAAAAAUCACAGAAAAUGGAGAUUUUCAAGCCUGAAAAGCUCCCAGUUUAGAAAAGCACUGAAAGUUUUGAGGAGAACAUUGAGCUCUUUCUGACCCUAUGUUAAAGUAGUUUCAGCAAGUAGGAAUUUGAUUUUUUUUUUAUCUUUCAGUUUUACUUUUUGUUUUGGUUAAGAGGUCAUCAAUUGUAUAGUCCUAGAUUCCCAAAUAAAAUGGUGUCCAAUGUGCUAAUCUCUUAAAUCCUUUUGUAAACUGAUGUACACAAGACUGUCAAACAAGUGUAGCUGAGCAGAAGAGGUGAUUUUUAUUGUUUUUAGGCAAAUAUGUGCACACACAACCUAUGAAAAUACUGCAUUUCUGCAAGUAACAUUUUUGCCAAAAUGCCCACACAAAACAUUGUUAUUUUAGCUAUAAAAGUGCAAAGAAGCCAAUUUAAGAAAAAUUCUAAUGAGAAUAAAGACAGUAUGUGUGGUUGAUCUUUUCCGAGAGUUUACAAACUCAAACUUGGAUUCGGUGUUUUGUGCUGGAAGACAUGAGAUAAAAGUAUUGACAAUCCAGAAAUUAGUCAGUCUAUCAACACUACUGUUAACUAAAUUCUGUUAAAAUUGAUUAUAAUUCCCUCUGCUCUCUUUCCAUAUAUUCCUAUAUCUUUGCUCAACCAAUGCACAGCACUGCAACUUUCUUAGCAUUUGAGGGGGUGCAGCUAAGAGCAGUAUUGUAGGUGUAUUGAUUAAUGUGAAUGUUCCAGUGUGCCACAACGUAGUAAAUACAUUUUGAUCACUUGGCUGUAUUUACAGGUUGUAUGAUUCUACAAAAGUUAAAAUGGGCAACUAAGUGACAGCACAAAAGUGCUGUGGUGAUAUCAUUUGUUUUUUUCCAUGAUGUAUAUUUCAACAAGAAGGUAAUGGGUGCUGAGGUGAAUAAUUGGCAGUGAAAAGCUUUCAUUUGGAAUGUUUAACAUAAAGCAUUAUUUGAAUUAAGGAAUUUUUUCAUAUUAUAGUACACAGUGCAGUACAUUUGGAGACCCUCAACUAUCACUCUAGGCAAUUUUAAUGUGCCUGCUUUGUUUUUCAAAAAAAAAACUUGGCUAGACCAAAAUGUUUUGUUGUAUAGAUUCAAUUAACUAUUUUGGAGUCAGCUUUUUUUAAAAAAACUAAGCACACUAUCACUUUUCAAACAGUGUUUAAUGUUUCAGUCACUGACUCACAUUCUAGUCCAUUACUAAUUUAUAUUUUGGCUGGAUUGGUGGGGGAGGGAGAAAGAUUAAAUUUUUUUUCCAAGAUUUCAGUCUGUUGAGCACCUGGAAAUUUGAGGUUAGAAUUUGGGUGAUCAUCUACCCUGAAAGAGAAGGGGGGGGGGGCAAUGCAGAGCUCCUGCAGUUUGUAAAUUGAGGAGAGGGACGGGAAAAUGGCACUGUUGAUCCAGCACGUUUACAAAAUCUUUGCACCACUUAUGCCUGCAAUCAUAACUGGCCAACGCAAUCUUAAUUGACCACCGAUAUAAGCACACUUAGUAAUUAGGAUGCCUGCAGUAGUAGAUGGAUACAGCCUGAAAUAUUACCCUGUCUGAAAUUGUUUAUUGCCUUUUGGUUUACAGAAUUUCACAUUGUGAGUAGAUUGUAUUUGGUGUCUGAUUGUUGUGCCGUAUGAUAGCCUUUCUGUUCAAAAAUGCAUGCAACUUAUAGGUACAAUUGCCCAAUUGAGUUUUCCUGCUCAUUUUUGUUACUAAAAAGGCACUCUUUUUUUCUUAAACAGAAAAAGCACCCUUUUUGAACAUUAUGCUUUAAAGUAUUUUACUUUGGUACUUACUACUUAGUCUCAGUCAGUGUUGUCUUCCAGCAACCUGUUUCAAAUCCUCAUUUUACAUUGGCUAAUUCAUCAACCACAAACUCUUAUCAUUCUGAGCCAGUUCAAUUAUGUGUAAAUUCAUACAUUGGUAUUUUUUUAAAAAAGCAAUCUGACGGUAGGUGAGCUCGGAGAUUUAAAAAGAAACUUCAAGGCAUGUUAUUGUAACAAGAAUUGUUAUGUAUUAUUACUUAAGUUUUCAAUAAAGAUUGACUUGUGCUACUUA
This is a messenger RNA of Callorhinchus milii (elephant shark), 5519 nucleotides long. RefSeq names its product family with sequence similarity 168 member B (gene fam168b). The record is from RefSeq and is a predicted model, not a curated record. The transcript is spliced from 8 exons. NCBI's taxonomy places the organism in Eukaryota, Metazoa, Chordata, Chondrichthyes, Chimaeriformes, Callorhinchidae. The coding region runs from base 330 to 926 and encodes 198 amino acids.